CGUUCUUUCCCGGCGACAUGGAUCAUACAAAGUUGUGUUUUGGGAUAAAUUUAUUUCAACCUUCUGACCAUGGAUUUGCAAUAGACUUGUUUAUACAAAAGGAAAGAGAUAUCCACCGGAUUAGCUCUGUGCCGUCUUCAUAGAAAUCACGAAAAAUUAACCACUCCUACCUAAGGGAAUUCCGAAUCUACUGCACGAUGAUAUGGUAAGCUACCCUGCGCACAGAGUCUCCUUCGAUCUUCCUAGAGAAGUCAGGAAGAGGAAGGAACCUUCCUCUUUCCCGACUUAUCUAGGAAAGAUCGAAGCGACCCUGCUAGCAGUGUAAUGGUAAGCCACAUCGGUAAUGGUUUUGCACAAACAAUAUUUUCUUUUGUGACUAUUGUCUUUAUCUUAGAAAAGGAAAGUAGAAAGUAAUUGAUUCGGGAAUUUAAAAUCAAUACUUUGACUAUACAAUACUUUGUUAGGAACGUUAUAUCAACAGAUCGUCGGAAGAUCCAAUGAUCGAAAUUUUCUGACACCAUCUUGAAUUGUUCACGCGAGAUAUACUCGCGAAAACGCGAACUAAGAAUUAUCACGUGAUAGUUGUUGGUGAUUGUGAUUGGUUAUUUUGAAGAGCUUGCUCUUUGGCGGUUACCUCAAAUUAACCUUGCGAUCGGCUUGCAAUCUCGGGAAGAUGGCGGCUGAAUCAGGGAGCCCGUUGAAGGUAAGGAUAAUCGUUUUAUUCGACCCAAGCGAUUAUUUUCAAAGGACUGAAGGGCAGUUGAAUGUUUAAGCUGUAAAGUAUAAAAGAUCGGGUGUUACAAAUGCACGUUUGAUGGAGUUUUUUUUACCUAGGAGAUGAGUUUGCUUUUGACACGAUCGACGAUACGUCUUAGGAAUUCCUUUUUGUCCCAAUAUUUUACCGUUGUUUUUCGUUAAAGGGCCGCGAUUGUUAACUUCUUUGGUAGAUAACCGACCAAAGCAAAGAUCGAAGCCAGUGACUAGGCAGGAAAAGGAUAGCUAAUCGUGAUAAAAGCUCCUUCCUAUUUUCCCGCCAUUUUGAAUCGCUCGCAUCUAUCACCGCAUUUGCUUUUGCAAGCUCAUUUAUAAAGUAAGACUAGUAGGGAUUGGUGCUAUUGGUGCGCGGUUUAUGUCUAAGAAUGUAUGUGUUUUAAUUGUGGUGUAACUUUCCGGUCGUAAUUUGCAUCAUUGAUUGGCAAAAGGUAAUUCAUUCCAAUACUUCCAUGUGUACAUUUAUAUGAUGUCCUGAAAAUGGCCCAGUUUGUUGCUCUGUGUAUUUUUUUUUUAAUAAACAAGAACAUCUAGAUCUUCGCCGCAAUACCAUGUGCCGGUACAGCCAAAACUUUUAUAAUGAUCAGUAUAAAUGGAGCCUAAAAAUAAACAUAAAUAAAAGCUCACUGCACAUACCUUUAACUAAACGUUUCCUUGCUUUUUCUGGCCAGUUUCAAUGGCUUGAAUGUAAGGGCUGGCUUCAGGAUAAAGGAUCAAUCUUCACACAAGGGCUAUGAAUUCCCAAAUAAAUCGACUAAUCUGUUCCAAAUAAUUGUGAUCAGCUAAACUGUAGGUACCACUUGUGCUCUGGUAUCUUGCUUGAUGGCUUCCAAAACCCAUUGCAACUGCACAAUAAUCACUGGUUCAUCAAAAUUAUACUUAACGUUUUCACUCUGCCAUGAGCUGAUGUAGCAGAUAAGAUUACUAUGAAAUUUGAAUGCUCAAUCUUAGUGACUGCUUCCCUGAUUCUACUGUUUCCUUCAUAUGUUACAGUUUCUGAUAAGGUAAGUUUAAUUUGCAUUAGACCAUGUUUUAAGCAAUAGAAAACAUUUUUUGUGUUUGCAGAGCCUGAUAUAAACACAAGAGGGGUUAGGAGAAUUCAAGACAGUUACGCAAACCCUUGACUUCAUCUCGGGUUUGCAUAACUUUCACACCUGUACCACUUCUGUUGGCUUGUAUUAUCUGGAAAUUCUUCUAUGCUGUUUCUAAUUUAAAGUACUCAAAAACAUUUCUUGCAGGAGAUAAUGAAUGGAGAAAAUGCUGGUAACAAUGCAUUUGCAACAAAGAAAAAGAAGCGAAUGUCAGUGGAAAGAAUCUACCAGAAGAAAACUCAACUGGAACAUAUUCUGUUACGUCCUGACACAUACGUUGGUUCUGUUGAGCCAAUUAAACAAGGCAUGUGGGUUUAUGACGAACAGCUGUCAGCGAUUGUCAGUAAGGAUAUAACAUAUGUGCCUGGUCUAUACAAGAUUUUUGAUGAACUGUUAGGUAAGUGACCUAUCAAUAGUUAACAAUUAUUGAAUGAGGCUGAGUAUCAUCUAAAGAAUUAUGGAGAUCUUGGAGGGUGUUAUGCAUGGCCAAGGUGGAUAAAACCCUCCUCAAUGUCCAUAAUUCUUCAGAUGAUACGAAAAUCUGAAAUCAAUAAUUUUUUUAUUAUUCAUUCAAAAUAAUUCCAAGUUUGAAAACAAGCUAAAACAUGCUUUCCUCCAUCGAUGUUAAGUUCGUCGUCAAUAGUGCAUGCUUUUUGGCAAAUGUAGGAUAUAAAGGGGUGUUCAGGUCUGCAAAUAUUCUCCAAAUAGCAGAUGUUGUCUGUUGAGUUGUGUUCUUGUUGUUCUUGCUAUGUUUUUAGCCAACAGUUCUUCCUAUUAGUGAAAUGUUCCGCCAUUUUCUAGUCACUAUCAAAACAACUCAACCUCAUCCCCAGGUCUUCUCACUUAAUGAUUUAAAUAAUCUGGCAAUUUUGCCGCACGAUGGACAUCAUUUUUCACGUGAUAUUAUUGCAAAAUACUUCCAAAUUUGGUCAACAAUAGCUGGUUCUGAUAAAUUAUGCAUGGACUUUUAGCCAAUCAGAAAUGGAGAAAUAUUCAGAAUGAAUAAUAAUGCUAAGAAUGGGGUUAGGAGUUUGUUUUAAUCUUGAUUAUUUUGUCCUUAAAAUACUUCCGACUGUGCUUAUAACAGUCGUGUGGUCUUAUGCAACUAGUCCUGUACACUGUACACAGGCUGUAGCUAAUGAUAAGUGUACAUUGCAUUUGUUGGUUGUAGUUCAAUGCCUUGUUUAAAUUAAAUUUUCACGCAUUACCUAGGUCCACUGUAUUUACAUUUAUUUAUUUAUUUAUUUAUUUAUUUAUUUGUUUCAGUCAAUGCUGCUGAUAACAAGCAGAGGGAUCCCGCCAUGGGAUGCAUUAAAAUCACCAUUGAUGCGUAAGUGAAGCUUUGAGCUGUGGUGGUCUUUUAAACAUAAACUCAGAUUACAGCAGCACAAUCUAGUUCAUCACAAAAAAUACAACAGUUCUAUUAUUUCUGCAGGCAAAGGUUUAAGCAGACUGAAAAAAAUUACCACUGUACUGCCAAAAAAAUUACUACUGAGACAUGACUGACUGAUUAAUUUACAUUGUACUGUACUGCUUUUCGAGCACAUUUUUGUUGUGCAACUUUUCGCAGUAUCCAGAUACCUUGUUCAUGUGCAAGAGAGAAAAACUUGUGGAUGAAAAAUAAUGUAAUCUGCCCAUAAUAACAAGUACAAUGUAACAAGGAUGUUAAAAAUUAGUGUCUCUUAUAGCAAGUUAGAGUCUAGCUGCAUUGUUUAUCAAAACUGCGUUCUAAGGCAUUUUCAUUCUACUAAAUGUUUUGAUCUAGGCACCAUUCAUCUUGACCAGUAACUUUCUUGAAAGCAUACAGCGUAGUCCAUAAAGGCACUUUUUCUUCUUAAAAUUACCCACUUAGAAAAAGAUCUGGAGGUCCAAUGACUUCUUAUACCACAGCCUAAGUUAGUCUUUGUUCAAAUAACCGACUGUUAGUAUCUUUGAUAAUGCAGCUUCUUUUUUGAAGUAUUUUGUUCUGGUUAUUAAGUUUCUGCUUUUCACUUAAAUGUAGUGAAAACAAUACAAUCAGUGUUUGGAAUGAUGGACGAGGUAUUCCAGUUGAGAUGCACAAGGAGCAGAAAGUUUAUGUACCCACAUUAAUUUUUGGCCAUCUUCUGACUUCUUCUAACUAUAAUGAUGAUGAAAAGAAAGUAACAGGCGGACGCAAUGGCUAUGGUGCGAAGCUCUGCAACAUUUUCAGCACAAAGUUUGUUGUGGAGACAUGCUCAUCUGAUUCUGGAAAAAAAUUCAAGCAGGUACUAUCAUACAUAUAUAUUCAAGCAGGCAUUAUCAUAAUAUACAGGUACAAGUACUUCUUCUAAACCUAUGCAUGGCUUUCAACAAGACGCUUUACCCACGGGUACAUUUUCGUCUUCUGUGAAUAGCAUAUAAUUUAUUUAUUAUCAUUAUGAUUCACCUCCUUCAAUGUAGAGUACAUAAGGACUAUUAUUAUUCAUUCAAAAUAUUUGGCUGUUUUGUGGCCUUAUACUCACAGCUACAGUAGUACAAGAUGUAGUUCUCCUAACCUGCUGGAGCUGAACAAAUUUAGAAGUUGCAGGCGAUUACAAUCAUUGAUACCACACAAGAGAAGCUUACAUGUAGGCCUGUUUCAAAGGUGCUUCUUCUGUGCUGAACUCAGUGUUCUCCUCAUCAGGCGGAAACCGGUAACAUUUACCGUCUGAAGCAACACUUCUUACCGCCUGCAACCGCUUGAAGCUUUACUAAAAUUAAAUAAGUUGUUUUAAAAAAUACGUAAGUUGUGAUUUGAUCCGAUCAAGGUAAUGAACAAAUAUAUGGAAGUGUACUAAAGUAUACACAGCCUUUCUAGAGCAUUGAAGACAGUGUAAUAUUAUUGGAAUCAAACGUUUUUUAGUGUUGUCUAAAAAUAACAACAGCUGGUUUACAUAAAAUAGGUCUUAAAUGAGGGAAUGACAUUUCAGAGAACUUAGCACCUAAAUUUCACAGCAAGGUCAAAGCCAUGUCCCCCACUCCACUACCUCCCUCCCACAAGUAAGUGCGCUUCUGGCACACAUUUUUUUUUUCGCCUUACCGCCUAUGAACGGUCCCUUACCUGCUGAACAAAAAUUUAGGGAGAACACUAUGAACUCAGUUGAUCAAAUUAAACUUGACUUAAGCACAACAGCAGCACAACAUCUAAUACCAAGUCAUGCCACUACCUUGUAGCCUCAUUCAAUAUAAUAUUAUUGUUAAAUAAUUUCUCUCGUGCCUUGCCUACAGGUACAGUUACAUGUACUGCAGCUUUCUCUGACACCUCCUGCACAUCAAAAGUUAUUAACGCCCUGUGCAUGUAUAUAAUGAUAUCUUGUAAAAUGAAUGUAAAAAAUUGUUUUUUCACACAGUACGGAGUGUACUGUAUACAUUUCAUGCACAGGGUGUCAGCUUUUCUACUGUAAUAAUUUAAAAGUUCCAUUCAGGAUCUCUUUCAAACUAGCAAUGCUUCAAACGAAGCAAAAAAAUAAAUAAAUGAAGUGAUACAGUAAAAACCCGCAACUAAGAACCUACAUUUUUAGGAGUUAGCCUGAACAGGUUCUUAUAUAAAUGGUAGUUAACAGAAUUUUUAGGCUAUUUAGGUUCUUAAAAUGGGUUCUUAAUCCUGGAGAAAAAAACAAUUAAAACACAGCUGCAAACAAGUUGGUCAUUAGCUUAUACUUUUAUUUUCUUCAGCCCCACCCCACCCUCCAAAAAACAUAUCUUGCACUCAUUUUCAACCCUCCAAGUUGCGACCAUUUUAGUCGCCAUGGCGCCUAAAAUUUUGGAACUGGCGACUUGAUUUCGAGAAUAGUCGCCAAGCUGGCGACCGUGCAGAAUAGGUUCGUGUUGGCGUAUAGAAACAGAAAUGGCAAUCACUUCUACUGAAAUAUGAAGAACAUUUAUUCUAGCUGAUUUGAAUUCUUUUACUUUUUUACUUUUCCGUUGAAAAACAUGCUAAAUUGAAAACUUAAAAAAAUCUCAGAGCUUAGCGUUUUGAAAAUGAACAUCAAUGAAACUUGACUUGCAUUCGUUUGCCAAAUCGCCUUCAGUCUGUUGCCUUGCACGUGACAUUUUAACUUUUGACAUGUGACAAAUGGCACACACUCGAAGCACCUUGCUUGUUGACAGUGACGAUUUCUUCGAUAUCUUAGGAAUGCUUGUCAAGCCAAGUUCGGUGGUUUUUUAACUGGACUACAUAUUACAAAUAUUUUUGAAUCAAUACUGAAACAAUCUAAUAACAUGAAGAGGGAAAGCUAAAUUGGUGCAAAUUCAACACAGAACAUUAUGUGAUAACUGUAACAUGUGAACCGUGCUGCGAGUUGAAUCGCGGUUUUGUAAACAAAAGCGAUAAAUGUAAGCGAAACUAAACAUCGCAAAACUGGUUGCAAAAAAUGGUUUUUUAAAACACCUGUAGCGAUGAUAAAGGAAAAAGAAAAUUUUUAUUUUUUAAGCGGCAUUUUUGUUUGGGUUCCUUUCAAUUGAUUGGGAAAAAAAUUUUUUCCCAGUACAACUCGUUGCGAAAUUUCCACGUAUCUCUAUAAAGCAAUGAUUUGAUUUACAAAACUUGUUGAUCUUCCUAUACUCUCCUGCCUUUUUCAGGCUUUCGCGAUGUCUAGCGAUAUUAAAAACAACCUUUUAAAUCUCCAAAAAUAUUUGAUAGUUGGGGAAACAAGUUCAUCAUCAACAAAAGUCGCAAAAGAAAUGCGAAACAAAUAUCAGAAAAAAAAAAGAUAGGUCGCCUAUCAAGUUGCGACUGGGAAAUUUUGAACACAUUAACAGAGGAUGAGUUAAGUUCUGCUCUCAUAUACCAACUGGGGAUUAUACAGAAGGAUUGAAGGUUCCAAAGACAACUGGAAAUGGUAAUUGUCUUUACAAUUCCGUUUUCAGACUAUCAGUAACUAAUGCCUUGCACAAUAAACGAGUAAUUUAUAGACAGUGCUGCAUUUUAAGUUAAACUUGCUAACUGCUUUUGUUGAUGACAAUUUUGAUAUAUUAAUUUAUUAAUAUAAUUUGGAGCCUAAAAAUUUCCCCUGGCGACUAAACCCAAAGAGCUGAUCGCCAAAUGGCCACUGAACAAAAAUUUUAACUUUGAGGGUUGAUUUUCCUUUAAAAAAACAUUUUUACAACAAUGGCACUCUGCUUUUUUUGCUUCAAAUAUGAUUCUUGCAAUGCAGCUGUAAUGUACUAGUAUGAUUUUAGAAAAUAAGAACCUGUUUUAAAUUUCUUGGGCUAAAUAGGUUCUUGUUUAUAGGGGGUAUAAAAUGACCAAUUUUAGGCUGACAGGUUCUUAAUAAUAUAUUGUUAGGUUCUUAGUUGCGGGUUUUUACUGUACUAGUGAGUACUUAAGGAUUAUGUGUGGAAGUAGAAAUAGUUGUACAAGUCUACCAAACUAAUAAUCAGAGUCGUUACAUUUAAGGGUACUUUUGUUUUUGUUUGGUCUACUUUUGAUUUUAGACCUGGACUAAUAACAUGGGUAAAGCUGCAGAACCAAUCGUGAAGGAUUUUAGUGGUAAAGAUUUCACCUGCAUUACAUUUAAACCUGAUUUGGCCAAAUUCAAGAUGGAAAGUCUCGAUAGCGACACUAUCUCACUGCUGGCCAGGAGGGCAUAUGAUGUUGCUGGCUCUGUCAGAGGGAUUGCAGUUUAUCUUAAUGGAAAGAAACUACCAGUAUGUUUGUAAUUCAUGUAUUGAAUGCUUGUGAUUGAUGCCAUAUCCAUACCUGCUUUGGGGCCCAAUUGUUUGAAGGCCGAUUAGCACUAACCUUUCUCUGUUAUUCUUGGAGCAUCCAGUCAUCAAAUUGUUGACAAAAAGAAUUAAUCUGUAUUUUUUGUUAAGCUCUCUUAUCGGAAGUUGCGUUUAUUCCCUUCCGCGUGCUUUCCCUUCGUCAACCCAGUCUGUUUCUAAAUCAGUGUAGUAUACAAAUGGCAGCUUAUAACUUUAGCCACAGCAAUGCAGGGUUGUCAAAAGUAGCUGGCUGACGGCGAAAACUGCUACUGACAUGUACUUGGUUAGUAUUGGACGGCUACUCUGCUUGGAAUUUCUUUACAGAUGGCAUUUUUAAUCCCUGGACUGGCCGCUUACUCUGACAACUCAGUGGUCUAAUUCAAAACUUUCUGACAACUCUGGCAGUGUGCAGUGGCUUACUGGACACUGCUGAAUAGAGCCACAAUGUCAUGUGCACUUGUCUAUUUUCAUUUUGUUCUGAAUAGAUCAAGUCUUUCAAAGAUUAUGUAGGACUUUAUUUGAAAGCCAGAGAUGAUGAAGAAGAAUUAGCUGAUGAUGAAGAUAAGAAGAAGUCACCUAAUUCUGUUGUACAUGAGGUGGUAAACAAACGCUGGGAGGUUUGUGUCACAACAAGUACAAAAGGAUUCCAGCAAGCCAGCUUUGUUAAUAGCAUAGCUACUACUAAGGUAUAGCAGCACAUUAAACAUCUUAUGAUAAUUAUUAUUCUUAUCAGCGUGCAAAGAAAGUAGUGUCCAAGAGCACGUGGCUAGUGGAUUUUACUAUCGGGCUAGUGGAUUCUGUUCUUAACUUGCCCGCCUAGCAAGUGAAAUUUUUUAAUGGAUUCUAAUCGCAAAAGAACUGUAUCAACCCUGCUCAUCAUCGGGCUAGUUAAAAUAACUUUUGGGCUAGUACAUGUUAACUACAGCUUGCACGAAUGGCAAGCUGUAAAACUGAGUUUCUUUGCACCCUGAUUAUGUUGAUGUUUUGUUUAUAUGUGAUCAGAACAAAAUCAGCAUAGCUGUUGAGGUUUGUUUUUGUUCCAAAAAAUCAAACAAACAAAGUUAAGGUAAUUAGGGAAGUGAUAAAAAAAAAUAAUUCUGGUGUAUAUGACAUAGAUGGACUUUCAUUGUAUGUCACAGGAUUUGACGUAAGUGCUAGCUCAGUCGCCAAUGUGAGUGUGAAAGUCUAUCUUUGAGUGGAAAUCAUAGAAUACGUGCCCAGUUUAGUGAGUGAAAUUUCAGCUUCUUGAAAAAAAAUUGUAACUGGUUGGUUUUCAUAAAAUAUGACCUUAUAAAUGUUAACAUACCAGUACUAGGCUUAAAAACCCAGCAAUACUGUUUCUCAGCUCUAAUUUGAUUCAGUUAAAUGUUAUUUAACUAAGUUAACCAUCACAAGCUUAGCAGUCAAGCAGUUAAUGAGAUUAGCGGGCAAGCGGUACACAAGCAUAGAGGUCAAGCAGUUCAUGAGCUUAGCGGUUAAGCAGACAACAAGCUUAGAGAUCAAGCAGUCCACACACUUAGCGGUAAAGCGGUCCACCAGCUUAGUGGGCAUUCAGCGGUCAAUCCCAUAAGUGCAGGCUCACUUGGUACGUGGUAGCUUUGUACACUGCUGGAUCUUUGAGUUCUUCGUUGAGCGUUUGUGCAGCAGUCUGUGGAGCAUCUUCUCCCCCUCCAACCCCUUAUUUUUCUUCCUUCCACUGUUUCAUCAGUGAGAUGGGUGCCUGGAAUGGGGGCUCAUGGCUUUGUUGUGGGGAUUUGCCAGCCAUGGGGGCAGUAUUCUAUCUAGGUGAUGGCUGGCCACAGUGGAAACCCCUGGGUAUCCCAGGCACCUACCUUCCACUUAUAUGAGGCAGUUGGUUAACAGCAUUUGCACAUUUAGUAAAUGGUUAAUUUUUGUAUUUCAGGGAGGGACUCAUGUUAAUUAUGUAACAGAUCAAAUUGUGGAGAAGCUCAUGAUUGCAGUGAAGAGGAAGAACAAAGGUGGCAUUGAAGUAAAGCCAUUUCAAAUAAAGAAUCACCUGUGGGUUUUCAUCAACUGUCUUAUUGAAAACCCCUCAUUUGAUUCCCAAACUAAAGAAAACAUGACGUUACGGGCCAAGGCUUUUGGAUCCACCUGUGAUUUCAGUGACAAGUUUAUUAAACAGGUUUGAAAGUUUGUUACAUGUAAUGUAAAACCUGUAUUAAUUAAAGGAGCACUCUUUAUUACCCUUGCAACUGUUCACCCUAUAAAGGCAUGUGUCUGCUUAAUACAGGUUCAGUUUAAAGGAGGUAAAAAAAGUUCAAUACUGACACAUGCCAAUUUGCAAUAAUACUGCAAUAAAAAAUAAGAGUCAUAUACUCUAGCAUAGGGUUUUACAUUACCAGAGGUAUUUUAUAUUGUAACAACUAGUAGAAGUAAUCUAAAUGAAUAAAUGAAUAGAAUACCACUACUUGCUUGCUGAUCACUGCUUAUUUGUUUGAUACUACAGUAGUAGAACCUCUAUAACUUGCACUCGGAUAACUCGAAUUCUGCACUAACUCAAAGUAAAUUAUUUUGUUUUGACUUUAUCAAAAUUUCGCUGAAAUUUACCCAGGUAACUGGAAUUCCCCGCCAACUCAAACUGUUUUUUGUCUCCCUUCAGUGUUCACAUUGCGGGUUGCUACUGUACAUGUAUUUUUUUAAUGUACUAAUGAAAUAGUACUUUAAGUGCUUUAGCCACAUGUAAUGAGAGUUACCUGCACUGUAUAUACAGGGCUGUGCUGUUGCUCUGCCCGGUGUCCCCUGGUGACUUACCUCUUCCCCUUUGCAAAAGAAAUCAUACACUGGCCACCCUGAAUUUCUCAGGUUCAGAGCACUGGGGUCCUUCAAAUGUUCUUAGAGCACAGGCUGCCUUGAUAUAAAUAAUAUUGUCAGACAAAUUAAACCUCAGAAAAGUCAUGCUUUCAUUGUAUCAUUCAUCUAAAAUAUUUCCCUCUUGGCAGGUGACUCAGUGUGGUGUUGUUGAACACAUCAUGAACUGGGUGAAGUUCAAAGCACAGGUACAGUACUAAAUACAUUAUCUAACUGUAACUUCCGGAAUGAAAUUUUCUAUGAUAUAAGAAUUAUGGUCCAAUUAUUGUUUAUUCCAGAGUCAACUCAACAAGAAAUGUCAGAAAACCAAGUCCAGCAAAAUUCGUGGAAUUCCUAAACUUGACGAUGCCAAUGAAGCAGGUGGACGGAACUCAAAGCAAUGUACACUCAUCUUAACAGAAGGAGAUUCAGCCAAGACAUUGGCUGUGAGUGGCUUGAGUGUGGUUGGCAAAGACCAUUAUGGAGUGUUUCCACUACGUGGCAAACUGUUAAACGUACGAGAUGCUUCACACAAGCAGGUACACCUACAUUGUAUGAUAUAUAAGUAUGACCUGAUACAGGCUUGAUAUCUGAGUUCUGGAAGUAAAAAAUGGCAAGUGUUUCAUGACGGGGAGGAAGUGUGUUAUAAUCCACACUUUGUCAGACUACCCUGUAUUUAACAUACUUGUUGGCAUAAAAAAAGUGUAGUAGUUAAAUAGGUAAAAAAGAAGGGAUCAUGACUGUGGCCAGCACUUUGGUUGAUGGUUAUCUUAUAGUUUUUUCUGCCCUCUAAUGCUGACUGUUUUUAGACUUCUAAAAAAGUCACAAUGGCUGCCCUUUGAUUGGGACAUACAGGCACGUGUUGAAGUAAUUAGACUGUAUUCUUCUGUAGCAAUUGGAGUUGUCAUGGCACAAGUACUUUUUAAUGGUCCUUAUAUAUUAGAACCAUAUUUACUCGAACAAAAUUUUAAAAAAAUGCUGUCUUGGAAUAAAUGCUGAACCCAAUCAAAAAACGUAGUGUUUAUCAAGGAUGAUAAGAAAAAAAUAGGUACAUUGGUAAUCUACACAAAUGAGGUAGAAAUAUGAUUCUAUCUCAGCAAAUAGUGAGAAUAAUUAAUUUUAGUUGUUGUCAGUGAUUCAAGAAUAAAAUUGUGAUUUUAAGGUAAACACUGCCCUUGAAAAUAUACUGCCUUUGAGUAAAUGCCUCCUUGGUAAUGCAAUAUAGAGUAUUACCAAAGCAGAAGUUGUUGUAUAGAGGGUGCAUAACUGCCAAAUUUUAGCCUAACAGGUUGUUAAAAACUAGGUUCUUAGUCAUGGGUUUUAACUGUACAUGAUUGCAGAUUCUUGACAAUGCAGAGAUCAACAACCUUAUCAAGAUUCUUGGUCUCCAAUAUAACAAGAAGUACUCAUCAGAGGAUGAUUUAAAGAGUUUGAGAUAUGGACAUGUUAUGAUUAUGACUGAUCAGGAUCAAGAUGGAUCUCACAUCAAGGGACUUCUCAUCAAUUUCAUUCACAGCAAUUGGCCACAGUUGACUCGUUUGCCCUUCUUAGAGGAGUUCAUUACUCCAAUUGUUAAGGUCAGUGUCGACUUUCCUUUAUUUUGAUUUUGGUUACUAUUCUCAAACAAUGGAAAGUUAUUAAAAAGCAGUGAUCAUGAAUGAAGCUAUUUUACAAUGUAAUUUACCCGACUGCAUCAAUGUUCACUGUUAAAAUGACACAGGGUUCUCCAGAAGCCCUGGUGUCAGUUGAAAAUCACUAUCUAGUCUUCACAGAAGGAGUGGCUACUCCCUGGCUUCUUUUUAAAGGAAAUUAAUAAAUCUGUUGUCUUAUUAGGGGAGGAGAGGGAGGAGAAGGAGAAGGGGGCCUGAUACCCUUUUCAUACCUGCCCCCACAUGCAAGUGCCUUUCGAUCUAAUCUACAUGGUGUAUUGCUGCCUACUUCGAUGUUUUCUCUUUCCUCUUGAAAUUUUGUGGACAACACUGAUGAGAUGAUAUUAAUUUAGCCUCCCCCCAGUAUACUGUGUGGUCAGCCUGUUUGAUCCCUGGACAUCAACCCUUUGUAGUUGACCUCUGAUGCCUGUGCCAGUUGUGUCAAUCUUUAACGCUUUGAAGGAUACUAUUUCUCUCUUGAACUUAAUGAUGUAUAUACUGCCUUGUGUGUGAGUACAUGUGGCUCUUGGUUGGAUUAUUCAUGGACCUUACAUGUAACGUAAGCCCGGAUCAUUUUACGUAUCUGGGUAACUGACUACCCACCCCUCCCCUAAACCAACAUUAACACUUACUUCUCACUUAGGGCAAAAUGUUGAUUUAGGGAAGGGGUAGGUGGGCAGUUUCCCAGAAACGUAUAAUGAUCCUUAAGCCGUAGGGCUUACAGUGUACAUGUGCAUGUAAGUGACCUUUUCAUCACACCAAAAUGGUAAGGAAAUCAUUUUGGUUUUACUUAAAUUGUUUACAAUGUUUUUUUUUUCUUCUUUUCAUUAAAGGUAAGCAAAGGCAAAGAAGAGUUAUCCUUCUACAGUAUUCCUGAAUAUGAAGAAUGGAAAAGCAGCACAGAGAAUGUCAAGUCUUGGAAAGUAAAGUACUAUAAGGGGUUGGGUACGAGCACCCCUAAAGAGGCAAAGGAAUACUUUGCUGAUAUGCAUCGUCACCAGAUUCAGUUCCAUCAUGAGGGUGCUGCUUGUGAUGAAGCCAUACUUAUGGUAUGUAUAAUGUCAUUUCUGCAAUUUAGCCUCUCUUAUAUUAUACUCUUGUGGCAUUAUUAUAAUAAAAUGUUCUUUAUUUGUUCUUCAGUGUUGAUUAUGGAGAUCUGAGCUUAAAUUUGUAUGUGCAUUUUUAUCUUUGCCACUUAACUUGCAAUGUAAUAUUGCAAAAAACACUUCACUAACCCAUACGGGACAUAAAGUGUUGUCAAAAGAAACUUUAAUGUUUUUCUCUAACCCUACUGCUUUUGAUAUAUUUGUCAACAGUAAUUACCAUGUUGUGAUUUCAAGUGACUCAAAGUACAUGUAUGUCUUUGCUAUUAUUGUUCCCUUUCCAAAAGGCAUUCAGUAAGAAAAAAGUAAAUGACAGGAAAGACUGGCUUACACGUGCCAUGGAUGACCGCAAAUGGAGAAGGCAGCAAGGUCUUUCAGAGGUGAGUUAUGUAAGGAGAAACACUGUAGAUGGCAAUCAUUGACAAAGAGCUAAAUGAGCACCUGCGUUAUAUAAGCGCUUUUGAUCAUAUUUACAUGGAAAAGGCACGAUAUAAAUUUUUGAUUAUUUUUAUUAUUAUUAUUAUUAUUAUUAUUAUUUGUGAUAAUUUCCAAAGUUGUAGGGAUGUUUGAGUUUUCUGAAGAUCUCACUUCAAAACUGUAUUAUGACUUUUCAUUUUUUUUUCAGGUUUACUUGUAUGAGAAGGACACAAAGUCAGUUUCAUACUCUGAUUUUGUCAACAAGGAACUUAUUUUGUUUUCAAAUGCUGACAAUGAACGAUCAAUUCCAUGCUUGGUUGAUGGUAAGCUAUGGUUCCUGGUACCUCACCUCUGAUGGCCUGUGAACAAUCAAUACUUUGAUUAACAUUACUAUCCACCAGUGAAGUUAGUCUAGCUAUUUCUAGUCAAUAUCUGGCCAAAAAAACUAAAAUUACCCAAAUGUUGUUUACAAGUUGAGCACCUAAAUUACAGUUGAAGUUCAGACAUGCACAGAAGGUAAAAUCCUACUUCCCCCUUGACCUUUCCCUUCUGCUUUCUCUCCUCCUUGCUCCUGUUAUUUUACUACUUUCUCCCUUUUUUUUCUUUUGCUGGGCAUCCUAUACUAGGCUUUAUUUCAUUGGGGAAAGUUUUGGGUACAAAGGAUGUGGUUCCACACAGGCAGUAAUGGGCAGCUGGAGGUGUGAAUAAAUGAUUAAUCUUGUUUCAUCUUUUUUUAAAUCAUUAUUUCAGGUAUGAAACCAGGACAGAGAAAGGUUCUUUUUACUUGCUUCAAGAGGAACGACAAACGAGAGGUUAAAGUAGCCCAGCUUGCAGGAUCAGUGGCUGAAUUGUCUGCCUAUCACCAUGGUGAGGUGAGUGAUCAACUCUUCUUUUCCUUGUUCCAUCAGAACAAAACAUUUUUCACUUCCUUUGGCUCCAAGCCAGGCCAGUUUAAAUCUUUGUGGAUCUUUCUGUUACCUGUAAUAAUCCACUGGUUGUGAGAUGGCAGUGUGGAAAGUACCGUAAAAUUCCGAAAAUAAGCCCCUCAAAAUAUAAGCCCCCCAAACUCGUAACGCAAAAAACCCUUCGCCCCUCCAAAUAUAAGCGCCGGGGGCUUGUACUUGGAAGUUGCCCUCAAAUACAAAGUAAAACAAAGCAAAAACGGUACAUUUCCUUCCAACUAUAAGGCUAGCCCAAUCGAUUUUGAAACGCAAGUUUCCCUCCAUACAUAAGCCCCUCCAAAUAUAAGCCCAUCAAAAAGGCCUUUAAAAAAUAUACGUCCCGGGGCUUCUUUUCGGAAUUUUACGGUAUUGUCCGAUACCUCGGGACCACUGGAUUUUGUGCGUUUUUUCUUAAGUUGCCCAACAAGCACGUGAUGUUUUUCAGGGAAUUCAAAUCACAGAAGAAUCGUAGUCAAACCUGGUCAUCAAAAAUUGUUUUUCGUAUUAGUUGAAAUGACUUUUGGACUAUUACAUGCUACAUGUAGCUACAGCUUGCCCAAAAGGCAAGCUGCAAAACUCCCUUUCUUUGCACCCUGGGUAGGGUAUGAAAAUUAAGCUUCACCACAAUGCUCUUUCAGAGACGAGAACAAGAAGAUUCUGUCUUGUGCUUAACGGGAUUCUUAUACAAGUUUAGGUCAUGGGAAUCCAGGAAAGGCAUAGAAUUCCAUUUUUCUUUGUCACUUUGUUCCUCACUAGCGACGCAAGCAUACGCAUAAGCCUUUAAACAUGGUCCUGAUUAGCGACUUAAGCAUGUACCGUAAGCACGAGCAUUAGUUAGUAAGGAUGGCCUUGACAUAGCAUAACCAUAAACACAAUUGAAUAUCAAAACCGUCCUCACUACCACAUAAAGUUCUUAUGCUCAUUCUUUUGCUCAUGCUUGCAUUAUGUUUAUUCUUAUGCUUAUGCUUGUAUCACUAAUGAGGACUGGGCUUAACUGUGCAUCUUUUCAGAUUGCCGAUUUACCCUUUUCUGGAAGCCCGUGGAAAAAGCAUAGAAUUCUAGGACACACUAAACAUACAAAGCCUAAUAGAAUGUUGAACACUCAAUCAAAUACGGUCAAAUUUUUUGGUUGAAGAGGUUAUUCGAAUAGGCUACAUUGCACAAAGGCGUUUGUCAUGUCUCUAUAACUGAAAGAUGAAGGGUGCCUGACAAAAAGGGGACUUCUGAUAAACAUUUUGGCUCGUCUGUCGCGUAGUUGGUUUGUUUGGACUCCGGGACGUAAACAAAUUAACUACACGACAGAUAAGCCACGCGAACGACUUUUUAAACGCUAAAAGCCAUUCAAGAGAGAAACCUCUGCACGCAGGGUAUAGUCACCCUGGAAGAGUGAUACAAGGGUCAAACUAAUUUUCCGUGUUAAUUCUCGGCAGACAAGUCUUAUGGGCACCAUCGUCAACUUAGCUCAGAAUUUUGUGGGUAGCAAUAACGUCAACCUGCUGCAACCCAUCGGCCAGUUUGGUACCCGCAUCCAUGGUGGCAAGGAUGCUGCUAGCCCUCGUUACAUCUUUACCAUGCUAAGCCCUUUAGCCAAGCUCCUGUUUUCCACACACGACAUGCCCAACCUGACUUACCUGUACGACGACAACCAGCCGGUUGAACCAGAAUGGUACUGUCCCAUACUACCCACAGUGCUUGUGAAUGGUGCCGAGGGGAUUGGCACUGGUUACAGUACAAAAGUGCCAAACUUUGAUGUGCGGGAGAUUAUUGACAAUCUAAAGAAAAUGAUCAAUGGCGAAGAUCCAGAGGAGAUGGUAAGGCUAAUUAUAAUUGCUUAAUAUACUGUACUGGAACUAAGAAACUAAAAAAAUGCAUUUUUAUGGAAAAUAUCUAAGUUUGCCGUAUUUUUGGUUGUCGCUUCUCUCAGCCGUAAAGUCUCGUUUCUCGGCCUGUGAGACAAAAGGCUAAGCAAUAGUAUUAUUAGAUAAUAAAUUUUAUUAAAAACUGAAUCUUUGGAUAAUGCAAUUCUAGAGCUCUGAUUGGCUUAGCCAUCAUGGUAUAUGAGCCUUUAUACCAUGCUCUCCAAUUAUAGUAACUGUACGCGUCUGCUCAGAAUUAAAAACAAGCUGAAAAUCGGUUGUUUUUACAAAUAAAGUCUGGAAGAAUUCUCGAUAUUUUGUGGGCGUUUUUAAUAAAGCAAUUAUUCCACUCGCGAUUGUUGGAUAUGAGAUGAUUAUAGCCAACUCGGCGCUACACGCCUCGUUGGCUCUGUACCAUCUCGUAUCCAACGCCACUCGCGGAAUAAUAGUUAAAUUUUCGUUGCAAACUAAACGACACCUAAAAUUAUGAGAGUGAAGUUUCCUCAGUAAGUGACACAGGCGACUGUAAAAGAACAAAUGCGUGUACUGACUACUCCCAAUAUGAUUGGCGCUUACUGACCACCCUCUUGGUAGUGGUCGGUCCAGAUGCUCAGCUCUAACAGGAGACUCACUGGAGCGGCUGAGGCCAUUAAAGGGCCUAUCUCACGAGUAUAGAGCGGUUUUCAUUUGAGUGUCGAAAAGUAAUUGGUUUUGCACUUUCUACACGAUGCGAUUGGCUUAAAAGAUUCGCGCCACCUUUUCAUCCAAUCAGAAGUAAAACCAAAGCCAAUUGUGACGUCGCGCUUUGCGUCAGCCACAUGUAAUUACUUCGAGUUUUGAUUGGUUCAAUGUAUUGUCUGUGUCCUAUGUGAUUGGCCACAGUAAUUACUUUGGUUUUGGUUUUACGACACUCAAACGAAAACCACUCUAAAAUUGCUGUUCUAGGUCAUUUCUGUGCUGAAGUCAUUUUUCGGUGUCCUUGACCCCUACACUGAAUGCUCCUGUAGAGUUAUGAAGAAUAUUUUCAAACAAAUUUCAUCAGGGAACACUAGCCAUAUUUAUUUUUGGGUUAUUUUUGCAGGCAUGGCUUAAAACUUUAAAAAAAAAAGUGGCCCAAUUUUUUUUAUUUUUGAAUUCAGUUGAUGCGAAAACACCCCCUUAACUAGGUUCAUGUUAAAAAUAUCCUGUAUAUUGUUAAGAUCGGAUUAUUUGAAGGUGAUGUGUACGCAGUUUUAAUUUAUAUCGAACAUUGCUCAUCCGUUUCAGGCUCCAUCUUACAAGAACUUUAUUGGCACCAUCACUCAACUCGAUUCCCAGAAAUACCUUGUCCGUGGAAAUGUGGAGGUUGUUGACACCAAAACUGUAGAAAUUACUGAGCUGCCCGUGGGAACCUGGACACAAGCUUACAAAGAGAAUGUGUUGGAGCCAAUGCUGCACGGAACAGAAAAAGUGCCUCCUGUUAUAACGUAAGAUACUCAUAAACAGACUACACUAUUAGAAUCACUUUACAAUCAAGCCAGGUCAAGCGUACCCCCAAGAUAGCUUUAAUGAAUCGAUUAUUCGAAAAAUAAAUCCAUGAGCUAGCAAAAAUUCCGGUUUGAAAUUCCGGAAAUGUUACGUGUCCAAUGGAACGGUACAUUCCGGUUGCUCAAACCCGACGCAAGCUACCGCGCGUUUGGUUAUUGUUCUUGUAAACAGGAUACAAAAGAGCGGUACUGGAGACAACAAUUUUGUCAAAUGGAAAGGGACAUUUCUGUCCGACCGACCGAAAGUGGACCACCUUUAAAGGUGGUCUCGAAUAUUCUGGUCGGACCAAACCGAAAUGGCCCUUUCCAUUUGAUGUACCAAAAAUUCCCGAGCACUGAGGGGGUACGUUUGACCUGGCUUGACGGUAAUAAUUUAUAGAUGUCAGGUGCUUUUAUGAUCUUGGAAUUAUGUGUGUACUGCUGUAUCCCCUCGUUACAGCAGUCUUUAGGUUGUGUGGAAGUAGGAAUUCGCAAGAAGUUAGAUGCAUUUGUACAGUAAGAGUCUUUGCACGGAUUAUGGUAAAGCGAUUACGUAAAACCAAAAAAGUGUCAUUGGUAGGGUUUGUGCCCUCGUGGAAAAGCCUGGAAAGUCAUAGGAAAUAUAUGUCCUGGUACAAAAUCACCAAUUCAAUGUGCUCUUUAAGCUUCAACGUCAGAAAUUUUUUAAAUCAAGUAUGACAUUGACCCAAAAAAAGCAGCUGGUCUUAAAAGCUGAAAAAAGUACGAAGAUUGUGGCGAAAACGUUACUCUUAAUGUGAUAUGGCGGGUAUUUUCUAUUAUUUUUUUUCUUUGUUUGUUUUUUUUCAUAACUUUAUCGCCAUUAUCUUACCUCACUCAGUUUUUCCAAUGAAGCCAAACUCCCCUGGAAUAUUGAAUUAUUACCCAUGUAGAUCCCUAUCUAAGAGAAAGAAAAUUUGGACGUCUUGCAGUUACAACCUCUAUUAAACGUCGUUCCACGGGAUUUCCCGCGUUGGUCCCGCAAGUAAAGGCUCACUUGUUAGUCAUAUAAUAAAUACUUUAUUGAUCAUAUUUGUUCGUUCAAGAUGGCUGAAUAUUCGCCUCGUUCUUUUUUGCGUUUAAUAAAAUCGCAAAUAAGAACUUGGUCAAUAUUCAGCUAAUUUGACCUCACGCUUGGUCAAAAACGCAUAUUGAUUGGCUGAGAACGUGAAAAGAGAUUUUUUUCAGCCAGUCAUAACUCUUCACCAGCAAACCAUUCUUAGACAAGAUUCCUUUCGUUACCUAUGUUUUAGUGAUUACAAGGAUUACUACACAGACACAUCUGUGAAGUUUAUAAUCAGCAUGACAGAGGACAAGCUCGCUGAGGCUGAACAGUCAGGACUGCACAAGAAGUUUAAACUUGAAAGCACCAUUUCCACUAGCAACAUGGUAAGGUUUCUAGGCGAGACAAGGAGUUUUGACAAUUAUAGUGUUUGAAAAAGAGCCGAGGUUGACAGUCUGUUCUUAAGGUAAAAUACUCAAUAUGAAAAACAAGAUUCAUUGCCAACAAAAUAGCUCUCAGAAUAGUGCAAAGUACAUGUAUAUGCAGAGUGUUUUAUUUCAACUCUUAGAAAAACACAGAUUCCAACAAGCUUAAACAUUGCCAACUAAACAUGUCUUUCUCACGAAAUUUUCGCGAGUUGUGUAUUUCUUUUUUCAGUUUUUUGUUUUUGUUUGUUUGUCUUUUUUUUUUUUCAAAAUCGCGAAGUUUAAAAUUUAAGAGACUUUGUACAAACUCAAGGUAGUUGCUUACAAUCUAGAUGUUCACUUUGUUAAAUUCUCUAAUUUGGUUAACUUUGUUAUAGCAUGAUUAUGCCCAAAUACCCUAUUGGUACUUAAUGUCGCGGCUACUUCAUUUCGCGAUUUUUGCGAGACAGUAUUUCGCAGGGUAUUAUUUUCGCGAUUCAAAUUGGAAGAUAUGAAAAAAAAAGCAUUAAAAUUCGCGAUUCAAGCGUUCUCAACUUCACUGAAGUUUUGAAAAGUUCAAGAUACACUGGAACAAGCAAAACGCAUAUGUACUUUUUUUUACGAAUCUAGCGAUUCAGUUAAAAGAUGGCUAGAUAAUUUCUCUUCUCUACUCUAUUUGUGAAAUCUUUGCAAAUCAACGUUACUUCACAGUAGAAGGUAUAACAAAAUUUAAUUUACCCGUAAAAUCAUGAUUUGUCGAUACAUAUACUGUAUAUAUUCUUGUUUUUACAGUAUUGACCUUUUUUUUUUCCGCCCUGAUUUGAAUUUUCUAUUUUGAUAUUAAAUUUCGCGAGGAGUUUUAUUCGCGGGCCUUUAAUUUCACGAUUUUUUUACAGUCGCGAAAAGAGCGAAUUUUAAGACCCGGGAAAUUAUGUACCAAAAAGGUAGUAAGAAUUUAAAUCUUCCUAACGAACUUAAAUUAUUUUAGGUACUAUUUGAUUCCAUGGGCUGCCUUCGUAAGUUCGAUUCACCGCUGGACAUUCUGAAGGAAUUUUUUGAGCUUCGUCUGGAGAGAUAUGUCAUUCGGAAAGCGUGGCUUGAAGGAAUGCUGGCAGCGGAAUCAGAAAAAUUGAACAGUCAAGCUCGGUUCAUUUUGGAAAAAAUCGAGGGCCAUAUCAUCAUUGGUGAGAGAAGAACCCAACAUCUUCAUUAAUGACAUUAUUUAUCUAUUGUUGUUGGAUGCUUAGCACGUAGCAACCGUAUAGUCUUCUCUGCCAUUUGAUGUGCGUUGCUUUAUUCUCUUUAUUUCUGUGUCCAGCCACGUGGAGCUUAUUAAAGGCGUCGUCAGUAUGGGCCAAUUUCUGUUGUGACUUGUCUUGCAAUUUUUGCCUAGGAAUAAGUGUUACAGCGAACACCCUGGCCUGGAAAUAAAAAAAGCUCGCCAAGACGUUUUCGUAGCCGAACGCGUUAUGCAAAGUAGAAUCACGGAUGCCACGACCAUCACUGCCAUUACUAAAUAGGUUGAGACAUAUUUAUUUCUAGGGAUAUUUCUCCAAGACAACUCCUAAAAAUAGUCUUGUAACAGCGCACGGCGCAGUAGAAAUAUUGUCUUCCACGUUUUUUUUCCCGAUUGUUCCAAGUCGCCCAGAUACUUUAAAGGACGGAGAUUAGGUUGGAGCUGAAGGGAGGGGACCGCGUUAAGAAAGAGACGGUACAAUUUAUCACCUUGCCGUUCCCGUUCUCAAGUAAACUUAAAAUUUGGUCUGUCAUUUCACGUCCUGGUCGUGCAGUGAUGGUAAGGAAAUUUGCAAAAAAGAGUGAUGCACGUGCAGAGUUGUUGUUUCGCUUGUUAAACCCAUUGCCUUCUCUGACGUUCCCGUCGCCGUCACCGUCGUAGUUUCGUAAGGUCCAGGGCUUUCUUUAAGGUUUUAAGUAGCUGGAGUUUUUUGAAAAGUAGAUGUUUGUGGGUCUGGAGGAGCCAUAUGAUGGGUUAAAGCCCAUCAUUUCUAGGGGGUCCGGGGGCCUGCUCCCCCGGAAAAUUUUUGAAAACUGAACGCUGGGAAACGCAUCCUGGCAUUUUGGGCCUUGAAACUUUGACAUCAGAGAGAUAAAUUAAGCUGCAAUUAUACCGUGAAAAUCAUAUUACUGAAAGAAAGACAAAGCGAAAUUUCAAUAAUACAACCGCGCAAAGAAAUAGUGGAAUGAUAUUUUUUUGUAUCUUUAUGGUGGUUUUGCUGGAGCUAACGAUAGGCACUGCAAAUUUAUAUUUUUAGAGCGGAUACACAUCAUCUCGUCACCAUAUCUUGACUCUUGAAGUAAUUAUGAAAGUAGCCGGCGAACUUCGCCGGCUACCGGCUCUUAUAUACAGAAGUCCUUUAUGCCCGGUGAAACAACGCUUAUAUCUUGUUUGUUGCAAUACAGAAAACAGAGCUAAGCGUGAUGUCAUCACUACCCUUGUUCAGCGUGGCUAUCCAUCAGAUCCAGUCAAAGCGUGGAAAGACAUUCAGAAGUCAAGUACCGCCGCGGAGGCAGACGACGAUACCAGUGAUGACUCUUCUAGCGUGGCGAGUUCUGCUUCUGGCGCAGGCGGUCCUGACUUUAAUUAUUUAUUGUCCAUGUCACUGCUGUCGCUUUCCAGAGAGAAGAAAGAAGAACUGUUGAAAGAAAGAGAUAACAAGGUUUGUUUAAGAGCUUAUAAUUCCCUCACAGUCUGCCCUCCACAGAUAGAGGGUUCAUUUUUGUUUCGGUUGUGUCGAUUUGGGCGUUCGGGUAAUUUCUAUUGCAGUUCUUAACUUUGCUGUCAGAAUUGGAAAUAUUUUCAUUUUAUUAGUGUCAUCAUCAUCAUCAUUUAUAUUAUUAUUAAAACGUGACAUGAUAUUUCACAAGUAUUCUGACAUCUUUUAAUUCGUUUUUAACUCAUGUCUCUGAUAUCCACGUUGUUAUUGCAUAGGCGGAAGAGCUAGAGGUUUUGCGCGGCAAGUCACCUCAAAUGCUUUGGCUUGAAGACCUUGAUCAAUUCGUGGAUGAGCUUGAGGUUUGUAACCUGUGUUAACGCAACCUUUUUGAACCAUUUACAACCACUACUGCUUUUGAAAUAUAAUUUUGUGUUUGUUAUCUGUGUGUCUAUUUAAAGCGAGUUGAGCAGCAAGAAAGAGACGAUGAAGAAAUGUGCGUGAAACCCAAAGGUGGACGUUCAGCGCAGCAGAAAAAGAAACCUUCAAAGCAAGCAAAGAAAACAGACAGCAAGCCAAAGGCGGAGCCAAAGAAGCCGGUUGUCGUCGCCGAGAACAAAGAAAGUAAGAAAGCCCAGGCCAAGGUUGGGAAAGGAAAGAAAACAGACGCGAAAACAUCAGAAAAGAGUGAUGACUCAUUCGAGUUUGACGAGGGCGAGACGGCAGCUCCUAUGUCUUUGGCAGCUAGACUGGCGAAGCGUCAGAAACCUCUCAGUUCAUCGUCAUCUUCGUCUGCAACAGAAUCAAGUUCUAAAGCCAAGAAGCAGGCAACUUUAGAGAGGUUCGGCAGUAAGAAGGCUCCUAAAAAAAGAGCACAAAAGGCAGCGGACGACAGUGAUGAUGAUUUGAUCAUGGAAUUUAGUGAGGAGGACGAGGAAGAAAUCUCUGCACCUGCCGUGAAGAGAACAGCUCGAGCAGCCGCUGCAAAAAAAGUGAGUAAUUAAUACGAUUGCUUUUUACAAAACCCGAGCUUUUUAAGAUGACACUUUCGUUUUCCCUGGUCCUGAUGCCUGUUACAUUGUUUUUAGGCCUUCUCAGCAAGCUCCGAUGAAGACGAUGAUGUCAUAUCGGUUGCCUCGUCUAAAAGUUCAACGAAACCAAGCGCGGAUAGCGCGAACAGCGACGCAGAAUCCGACAAAAGUGAUGUACGGGCUACACGGGCUUUGAUCGAGAAGCUAUCACCUGCAAAACCUUCAAAGCCCACCCAAAAGGUCAGACCUAUUCAUUAAAUAAUUGACUUAGAUCAUAGUUAAUGGAGUGGAUUUUUUAUGAAGCCCGUCAGAUUCCUAUGUUAUAUGUUUUUGUGGUCCUGACAGUGCACAACGUCUAGUGGCAUUCCUAUUACAUGUGGAGUUGAAAUUUGGAGUGUUUGGUAUUGAGGAGAGGAAACCGAAGUACCUUGAGAAAAAACUCUCAGAAGAGAACUAAUAAGUUUGCUUACCUCUGCCUUUCGUUUUCUUCCGGUAGUUGUAAAAGCAUGACACGCCCUUGAUAUUUUUGUUUUGUCUGACUAAGCAGAAUAGCUGGACGUGUGUCCUUUCAAGAAAUAUAAAAUUUAUUAUUUGCAGCUCUGUUGUUUUCAUUCACACGUCUGAUUGUUAUCCAUUCCCCUAUUUCUAACUUUACAGGCAAAAGAAGCAACAAAGAAGCCGACUAAGGCCAAGGCUGCCGAAGCACCACCAACUAAAGAGGCAGCCAAGAAAGGAAAACGGGCGAAGGCGGCCGCGGUGAUCAGUAGUAGCGACGAAGAUUCCGAUUCAGUCUCCAAGAAACCAGCAGCCGUUAAGAAAACAAAGAUAUCCAAGGUACUGGUACCCAGACACCCUUUACUACAGUCCACGGCAAAUGGUUUAAUAGGGCUGUGUCACCAAAUUUAUCAAAAUUCAAACAUUAGAAACCGCCACCAAAUUGAGGGAAACAUAAAAUAACAGCUCAAAAAGUUAGAAGAAGGUAUAAGUGACACGGCUAUUACAGAAGGAAGAAGCACGGAUGGAUAAACUUGAAGAAGAUUGAAAUGGAUUGCAAUUGUGGUUUUGAAAACUUGUUCACCUAACAGUUUUUCAAAGUUCAUUUUUGUUGUUUGUAACGAGUGAUAUGAUGCUUUGGAGAUGAUUUUGUCGUUCGCAGGUAAUUUCUCAGGUUUCAUAGCGAAUAAGGACACGUAACUGGCAUUUUAAACAAAAAGAACUAGACAGCGUGACACAGCUCCUCGCACCAUUUUUUAGCUUCCCUCCCUCGGGCACUGUUUUAGCGGAUAGGCGUAAGGGUCACUGUUCAAUUUUUUAAAACUCCUUACCUCAAUUCAGGGUACACAAGCAGUGUUUUUUCAGAUGAGGCGCUGGCCAGCUGAGGGUUUACCAUUUAUUUAUUGAUUUAUUGCUGCCUCAGCUCAUUCUACAGACUGCUAAUUGUGGUUUUUUUUUCUCCGUUUUCUCAUUAUCACAGGUUCAGAAGUCUCCACCAAAAAAGUCCAAAACCAGCCGAGACAGCUCCUUCAGUGACGACGAACCGCUGGAAACUGCCGCUGUUCGAGCCCGCGCUCCACGCGCUGGAAGGGCCAAGGCAACAGUGAAAUACUUUGAUGACAGCGAUGACGACGUUGACGAUAAGGAAAAUGAUGACACUAAAGACUGGUCGAUUUCUGAUAGCGAUUUUGACGAAGAGUAGGGAAAGCGAUACUUCCGUUUUCGGCUUUGAUGAAACAGAAGCGUAUUGCUUACGUUAUGUUUGAUUCUGAAUUUAAGCAGCAACGUUUGCCAAGUUCAACUUGCACUCUAACAUGCAACUUUCGCCCGUUAUCCUUACGUUCUGUAUUGUAAGAUAACGCAGAAGACCUGCCACUUAUUGGUAUAUUAAGGCUCAUAAAUGGUAUAAUUUGGUAGGAUUCUUUCUGCAAUGUAAGAUGUUCGCCGGGAAAGGUAUGUCAGCAGUUUUCGUGCCCUUUGCACGGUUGUUCAUGAAACACGAUAUAUGUUAAGCUCCUCUAAAAACGGUUAUUACCGAAGGAGUAUAGAUCAUGUGCCCUUGUAUUAGAUUAGAACUGGUACAGAUUCUCGAAACUGUAAAUAGCACUUUGUUUUAACUACAGGCUUGUAUUGGAAUAUUCAUGUUGGGUUGUAUUCAGUAUAAUAAAACAGAGGCUGAAGAAAUGC
Porites evermanni is the source of this 25156-nucleotide messenger RNA. Lineage: Eukaryota; Metazoa; Cnidaria; Anthozoa; Scleractinia; Poritidae. The record is from the annotation of a GenBank genome assembly.